Messenger RNA from Mycosarcoma maydis (corn smut), 1176 nucleotides. RefSeq lists its product as uncharacterized. Gene Ontology annotation, biological process: tRNA processing. Gene Ontology annotation, cellular component: nucleolar ribonuclease P complex. The record is from RefSeq and is a predicted model, not a curated record. The transcript has a single exon. NCBI's taxonomy places the organism in Eukaryota, Fungi, Basidiomycota, Ustilaginomycetes, Ustilaginales. Gene Ontology annotation, molecular function: RNA binding. The coding region runs from base 1 to 1176 and encodes 391 amino acids.
AUGUUCUACGAUCUCAAUGUCCCAUGGCCACAGCAGUCGGGAGCUGGCGCGUCGUCAUCGAGUGGCGCUUCAUCCCAAGCUCAGUCUUCCAAGAAGAAAGCAAAGCAACAACAGCCUUUGGCGUCCUCCUCCAUAGCACCGACUCCUGAGCCGGCUUCAACUACGCCUCUCUCUGCUUUGCGUGAGCACGAUGCUACAACACUAGCGCAGAUAGUACUCGAACUGGAACAACUCAACUACUCGCACGUCGCGUUCAACCACACCGUUCACUCUAGAUAUGACCCAGCAAUCCACCCAAACUCGAUGGCUCCAUCACGAGACGGUCGUCCCAACCCGCCGUUUCCAGAGCUCGAUCCCAGAACAAGGUGCAAAACAAGCACCAAUCCAAAGACCGCCUCGAUCCACAACUCGUCGGGACUCACCCAGCUCAGUCGUUUGACUCUUGUGCUGGACGAACAAUCGAUGGCCAAGUCCGGUAGCGGUUGGGUCACCAACAAUGCCACACCACUUCAGAGCUACGAUCUGCUCGCAGUGCGUCCCACAAACGAAGCGGCGUUCCAGCACGCCUGUCUGACUCUUUCUGAGCUGAAACCUUUCAGCAUCGAUAUCAUCUCACUUGAUUUCGGUGCACAGCCUCGACUUCCCUUUUUCCUCAAGCGCUCGACCGUCAACGCAGCACUCGAGAAUGGCGUCCAAUUUGAGAUCACCUAUGCACAAGCCGUGGCAGACGAUGGCUCAAAGGCGAGGAGGAACCUCAUCAGCGGUGCCAGGGACCUACUUCGCGUCACUAAUGGCAGGGGCGUCUUCUUUUCUUCGGGCGCAACUCACGCGCUGUCAUUACGAGCACCUUACGACGUCAUCAAUCUGGGCGCCAUCUUCGGCCUCAACCCUUCUGCUGCUCGAGAUGCCAUCUCGAACAAUUGCAGAAGCCUGCUGCUGCGCUCACAGACACGCAAAACGUACAGAGGCGUCGUUUCACAUCCCGUGGUUGUUCUUCCCGAACCUCUAUCCAGUCACAAGCCAGAUGCUGCCCAAGUCAACCCUCCGGCAGUGGUCGCCAACCACGAUGAUGCGAGUGUCAAGAAGCGCAAAUCUCUGUCUCCGGAUCACCAACCUCUUGCUUCUUCCACCCUACCGAAGUCGAUGCACUCAAAGAGUAAAAAGCAACGAAUCUAA